AUGGUGACAUGUAAACAUCUGAUUACUGACGAUGGUGAUAUGUACAGUAUACAUCUAAUUACUGACGAUGGUGACGUGUACAGUAAACAUCUGAUUACUGACGAUGGUGACAUGUACAGUAUACAUCUGAUUACUGACGAUGGUGACGUGUACAGUAAACAUCUGAUUACUGACGAUGGUGUCGUGUACAGUAUACAUCUGAUUACUGACGAUGGUGACGUGUACAGUAAACAUCUGAUUACUGACGAUGGUGACAUGUCCAUUAUACAUCUGAAUACUGACGAUGGUGACGUGUACAGUAAGCAUCUGAUUACUGACGAUGGUGACAUGUACAGUAAACAUCUGAUUACUGACGAUGGUGACGUGUACAGUAUACAUCUGAUUACUGACGAUGGUGACAUGUACAGUUUACAUCUGAUUACAGACGAUGGUGACGUGUACAGUAAACGUCUGAUUACUGACGAUGGUGACGUGUACAGUAAACAUCUGAUUACUGACGAUGGUGACGUGUACAGUAUACAUCUGAUUACUGACGAUGGUUACGUGUACAGUAAACGUCUGAUUACUGACGAUGGUGACGUGUACAGUAAACAUCUGAUUACUGACGAUGGUGACGUGUACAGUAUACAUCUGAUUACUGACGAUGGUGACGUGUACAGUAAACAUCUGAUUACUGACGAUGGUGACGUGUACAGUAAACAUCUGAUUACUGACGAUGGUGACAUGUACAGUAUACAUCUGAUUACUGACGAUGGUGACAUGUACAGUAAACAUCUGAUUACUGACGAUGGUGACAUGUACAGUAAACAUAUGAUUACUGACGAUGGUGACAUGUACAGUAAACAUCUGAUUACUGACGUUGGUGACGUGUACAGUAAACAUCUGAUUACAGACGAUGGUGACGUGUACAGUAAAUAUCUAGUUACUGACGAUGGUGACAUGUACAGUAAACAUCUGAUUACUGACGAUGGUGACGUGUACAGUAAACAUCUAGUUACUGACGAUGGUGACGUGUACAGUAUACAUCUGAUUACUGACGAUGGUGACAUUUACAGUAAACAUCUGAUUACUGACGAUGGUGACGUGUACAGUAAACAUCUAGUUACUGACGAUGGUGACGUGUACAGCAUACAUUUGAUUACUGACGAUGGUGACAUUUACAGUAAACAUCUGAUUACUGACGAUGGUGACCUGUACAGUAAACAUCUGAUUACUGACGAUGGUGUGACAUGUACAGUAAACAUCUGA
Molecule: messenger RNA, 1248 nt
Organism: Pecten maximus
Lineage: Eukaryota; Metazoa; Mollusca; Bivalvia; Pectinida; Pectinidae
Product: cysteine-rich, acidic integral membrane protein-like
Exons: 1
Coding region: 1-1248 (415 amino acids)
Source: RefSeq, a predicted model, not a curated record